Oreochromis aureus is the source of this 1712-nucleotide messenger RNA. RefSeq lists its product as uncharacterized. The coding region runs from base 24 to 731 and encodes 235 amino acids. The record is from RefSeq and is a predicted model, not a curated record. NCBI's taxonomy places the organism in Eukaryota, Metazoa, Chordata, Actinopteri, Cichliformes, Cichlidae. The transcript is spliced from 2 exons.
CAGCAGCAGCAGACUUACAAAGGAUGAAGAUGUUUGGAAGAAUGAUGAGCUGCUGUGUGGCUCUCCUCCUGACCUUCAGCUCUGUGUCAGCUGUAAGAAAGCUCAACUCAAUCACUCAUCUGAGGUCAGUAGGCUCUGACAUAUCUGCCCAAGAGGACUGCCUCCGGUUCCUCCACUGGUUUGCCAACACAGUUGACAUCAACACAAACGAUGACAUACGUCUGACCUUUGGCCCAAACCUUCGUGAUUAUGGCUCACAUCAAUAUCGCAACGAUGAACAGCUGUUAGAGCCACUGCCGAGGGGAUAUCAGUACUACAGUCUUGGUAAUAUCCAUGGAGAGGGAUCAUUGCAACUUCCACCUCAGGUCAUCCAUUCGGAGCAAGAUGACCGUAACAGGGCUCGGAUCAUAAUCAGAGUCAGGGAGCAGAAUGUGGGACGGCGAACUUCACGGAUAAUAGACCGAGUCUAUAUCACACAGCAUUAUGAGGCAGCUGAACGUCGAGGGAGCGCGUAUGAUCCAGAACAUACAUAUGGGAUCACUACUAGCCUCUUAAGAGCGAUCAGGAGGUUUUCCAUGGACAGAGAUGACAUCAAUUUACUGAUGUCUCUCAGAAACCGCUAUAGAAGCGACGCUGAUGACUCCCAGCUAUCAGAGAUAAGAAACGAGUGGGGUGACCUCGCUUGUCUUGGACUGUUGGUGUUUAUUGUGAUACAACACACGUCAGCAUGAUGUGCUCCGUAGCUCACAGAGUCAUCAAAACGAUGCUUUUGCCUUUUCAGAAAGGUACUCGAAUUUGGAGGACAAAACCUGUGUUUAUUGUUUCAUCUGUCUUGUUGUGCUUCUUGCUUCAGUCUUUUUUGGUCUUGUGUAUCUGUCAUACUCAUCUAAAUAUUAAAUCAACUAAACUCAAUGUCAAUGUAACUGGGCCAUAAAUUACAUAUUGUUACAAUUACACAAAAUGUGUUGUAGACCACAAAUUUUAUUUGCCAGUUUAUACCUGACUUUUAGGACCUUCAAGCCUGUAGUUAUGUUCUUUAUCAGUUAGAGCCCCUCCUCAUUGUUCUUCUUCUUUGGUGCAACCCUAGAAAUACAGUGUACCCCUUUGGCCUCUCCCGUUUUCUACAAUUCGCCUGUGAGAAAGGUUGGUGUCAUUUCUUUCCAGACACUGUACAACACACAUAUAAUGUAUAUUUAUCCACCCUGAUGUUUCUGAUUGUGAUUUUAGUUCAAUUAUUGUCAUCAUUGUGCCUGUUUUUGUUAGAUGCUAUAAAUGUCUAGUAUAUGUGUGCCACAAAUGUGUUUUAGGCGCCGUUAACACUAGCAUGAAUAUAUAAUUCUGGCUAGCUUGUGUGGAAAAUACAUUAUUAGAUAAGAGGGCUUUUAUUAGUAACAUGUUAAUCUAGAAGCUAUUGAACGCGCAGAGCCUUAAAAAAGCAUUUUGCUUGUAACUUGUAGACGUGCCUGCUUAGCUACAGUUAAGUACAGGAUGUGCUCCGGUCGGGUAUGAAAAGAAUAGAACGACAGGAAAUAUCUGCAGUCUAAGACGACUGAAAAUAAUUCUUUAAUACAUACAGAUAUAGGAAGUGUCUAAAGGUCACUAACUGUAAUAGACGUAUGAUAUGAUAUGAUAUGAUAUGAUAUGAUAUGAUAUGAUAUGACAUGAUAUGUUUUUUGCUUACGCAUUAAGAGGCUGAACCUGAUAUACAAAAA